This is a messenger RNA of Peniophora sp. CBMAI 1063, 1776 nucleotides long. The record is from the annotation of a GenBank genome assembly. Lineage: Eukaryota; Fungi; Basidiomycota; Agaricomycetes; Russulales; Peniophoraceae.
AUGAUUGGCCUUUCGUUCGUUCUGCUCGCGAUGGCGGCUUCGCUGACCGCGGCAACGCCUGCGCCGACUGCCCGCUGGGUCGACAUGCAGGUCAAACAUGCUUGGAAGCGCGCGCCCGCGAAGUGGUCCUCGCGCGGACUACCGGAGGACGGGACUACCAUUGACUUGCGCAUCAAGCUCAAGUCACACGACAGUGACGCGAUCAUCAAGGCGCUCUACGAAGUCAGUGAUCCCAAGAGCACGAGCUACGGCGCUCAUCUCAACAAAGACGAGGUUGCAUCGCUUGUUGCACCUCAUCCCGAUACCCAUGCGAUUGUCUCCGAGUGGCUCGCACACCAUGCCAUCCCAGCCGACACCGUCCGCCCGGCCCUUCACGGUGACUGGCUCAUGCUCGAGUCUGUCCCCAUCUCUACGGCCAACACCCUGCUCGGCGCUUCCUACGAGAUCUACGAGAAUAUGGAGACGGGGGACUCGAUCAUUCGUACGACGUCGUACUCCCUCCCCGCGGACCUUCAUGAACACAUCGCGCUUGUCUCUCCCACCACCUUCUUUGGCGGUAUGCGUCCCAUGAAGACAACGUACCACUUGGAGCCAUCCGCACCGGUUCUGAAGGAGGACUCGACCUUUCGCGCCGAGGUUCUCGCCACGGGUGCCGUCCCCUCUUCAUGUGCUUCGAGCAUCACCCCGGCGUGUCUCCAAGCUUUGUACAACACCACCGGCUAUACCCCUCAAGCAACGGACGUCAACGUCCUCGGCGUUGCUGGUUACUUGGACGAGUAUGCCAACUUCGCCGACCUCACGACCUUCGCACAGAAGUUCCUGACUAAUGCGUCCGAUGCCACAUUCACGGUGGUGCAGAUCAAUGGCGGCGGAAACGACCAGAGCGAUCCUGGUGUCGAGGCCAACUUGGACAUCCAAUAUACCACGGCAGUGUCAUACCCCACCCCGCAAAUCUACUACAGCACUGGGGGAUCGCCGCCUUUCAACGCUUCGGAGGGAACACCGACGAACACGAACGAGCCCUACCUUGACUUCCUUGACUACCUCCUAUCCGCCGACACAAUCCCCCAAACUCUAACGACGUCCUAUGGAGACGAAGAGCAAACAGUGCCGGAGGAUUAUGCCGUUGAGGUGUGCAACCUCUUUGCUCAGCUCGGCUCAAUGGGCACCAGUGUCUUGUUCAGUUCUGGUGACUCGGGCGUUGGUGGCGAUUGCGUUAGCAACGACGGCUCUGAGACGGAGAUGUUCAUUCCAGCUUUCCCGGCGAGCUGCCCUUAUGUGACAGCGGUUGGCGGAACAGAAGGUAUCAAUCCCGAGAAGGCCGUGGACUUCUCCGGAGGCGGGUUCAGUAACUACUUCGCCACUCCUGGCUAUCAGGCCGACGUGGUAUCUUCAUACGUCGAUGGUUUGGGUUCCGAAUACGCCGGUCUAUACAAUAAGACCGGUCGUGGCUACCCGGACGUCGCCGCUCAGGGCGUCAACUUCCAGGUCGUAAUUGGUGGCCAGACCGGUGGUGUCUCCGGCACGAGCGCUUCAUCUCCUGCAUUCGCCGGUGUUGUAAGUCUCUUGAACGACUACCGGCUUUCGCAGGGCAAAUCUAGCCUUGGGUUCUUGAAUCCCAUGCUAUACACGACUGGUGUUCCAGGCUUCAACGACAUCACGAGUGGCUCGAACCCAGGAUGCUCAACCGAUGGGUUCUCAACUGCGACCGGAUGGGAUCCUGUUACUGGCUUGGGCACGCCUAACUUUGGCCUGCUGCAGGAGAUCGUGGGCUAG